GCUGAUUCCGGAACGGAACGGAAAGGACCGGAAGUGUCUUGCUGGAGUUUGUCGAAGUGCUAACGGCUACGCUAAUGCAUUACAGAGCGCAAAUUGAGUCGUUGACUGAAUGUGUCAUCUCCAUCCAGGACACAAAUUUACACAUUAUCGCCAUGUUACCGCAGCAUUGAAUCUUCUCCACGGCAAUAAAAGAAAACGACUACAUAUCCGUCUGCUUAUCCAAGCGGUGAAUCUAGGCAGAUUACAUUGAGGUUACUGUAACUGAUACCUCUUGGUGUGUCACUAAUAUAGUGUCAGUUGUGGUGGGUGUGAAUGACCGACGUGGUGCCUACCACCGCCCUCAGUGAAAUAAAGCUCCGCCUGCUCUGCCACGAUGACAUAGAGAGAAUAAAAGUGCUCUGUGGAGAGUGGUUUCCCAUUGAGUAUCCAGACUCAUGGUACCAUGACAUCACAUCAAAUAAGAAGUUCUUCUCUCUGGCUGCCACCUACAGAGGUGGAAUUGUGGGGAUGAUUGUGGCAGAAAUAAAAAGCAGAACGAAAGUGCACAAAGAGGAUGGAGACAUCUUGGCCUCCAGCUUUCCUGUUGACACUCAAGUUGCGUACAUCCUGAGUUUAGGAGUCGUGAAAGAGUUUCGAAAACAUGGAGUAGGCUCUUUGUUGCUGGACAGUUUAAAGGAGCACAUCUCCACCAUGGCACAGGACCAUUGUAAAGCCAUCUACCUGCAUGUGCUCACCACCAAUAACACUGCCAUUCACUUUUAUGAGAACAGAGACUUUAAACAGCACCACUAUUUACCGUAUUAUUACUCUAUACGAGGAGUGCUGAAGGAUGGCUUCACCUAUGUCCUUUACAUCAAUGGUGGACAUCCUCCAUGGACUAUCUUUGAUUAUAUUCAUCAUAUAGGUUCGGCACUGGCCAGUCUGAGCCCCUGCUCUAUUCCCCAGAGAAUUUACCGGCAAGCACAGAAUCUCCUGCGCAGCUUUCUGCCGUGGUCGGGCAUCUCUUCCAAGAGCGGCAUUGAGUACAGCAGAACCAUGUGAGGAUUGUGAGGUCAGAACAGUGCAGGGUGGAAGAGAUUGAUUUGUUUGGGUCACAUCAGAUGCCGGGGUUGCUGAAGACCGAUAUCUGCUCUCUCUGGUCUGGAGCGGUGUAUUAUACUUGUACAUUUUAUAUACAUACUUUAAUAUAUGCAUUGUCAUUAGUAGAUUGCCCUUUUAAUAUAAACUCUCCUCUUCAUGCCUGUAAUUCUGCUGCUGUGUAGAAAUAUUCUAUUGUUUCUCCAGAUUUUUAAUAUAAAUAGAUUUUUUUAUUUGUGCCUGUUCUAUAUAGAUGAUUUUAGGAUUUGAUGGUAGAGGAAUGCAUAAUUUUUCAUUUAGUCAUUUUCAUCCAUGUCAAGCUCUUGUGUUUUGUUUGUGCAGGAAACACUAAGCAUGUAUUUCAGCCCCCAGUUUUAAGUUUAAUUUUUUUUUUUUUAAAUAACAUUUGCACAGAGGCAAUGAAUGUAGUGUUGCUGUGAAGGGAAAAUAGGCCACAGUUAAAGAAAACCCUCCAUCUCACCAAAUGUGUAUUGUUAAUGUCAAAUGCAAAUGUGAAAACCUAUUUUAAAUUAAGAUCUUCUUAAUUUAGCUAGAGUAUUACAUCCUGCCAUUCCUUGCAAUGUACUUUGUUCUUUUAAAGGGGGAAAUGAAUGUAGUGGGGGAGACAUGUUUGAAUUUGGGUAUAUUGCUGUGAAUCAGGGAUUUACACACAAAAUAAACAUAUUUGAGAAAAAUGA
Molecule: messenger RNA, 1775 nt
Organism: Megalobrama amblycephala (Wuchang bream)
Lineage: Eukaryota; Metazoa; Chordata; Actinopteri; Cypriniformes; Xenocyprididae
Gene: naa60
Product: N-acetyltransferase 15 (GCN5-related, putative)
Exons: 8
Coding region: 313-1041 (242 amino acids)
Biological process (GO): N-terminal peptidyl-methionine acetylation
Cellular component (GO): Golgi membrane
Molecular function (GO): protein-N-terminal amino-acid acetyltransferase activity; histone acetyltransferase activity
Source: RefSeq, a predicted model, not a curated record